AUGGCUAUUCAAACGCGAUCUGCGUCCCAAAAGGCCACCAGCAAUGAUAACGUUGAUGUAGCUGCUGAGGAUCACACACAAGCUGAUACACCGCCUCCCAAUCGUGCUGCUCGACGUGCUGCUCAAAAGAAGGAAAACAAGGAAUCCAAAGCAGCCAAGGUUACAAAGACCACUAGAACUACUAGAACAACUACCAGAACGGCUCGCUCUGCACCUUCUGGAAGCAAGUCUUCUAAGGUGAUGAACCCCAAGACUACAAACUACGAAUUCGGUGGUGUUCUAGGUGCUACUGCCAUGAUUACUUUGCUACCUUUGUUGGUCAUCAUGUUUGCUUAUGGCUGCGACCAACAUGGCGGCUAUCAUCCCUUCCAACGAUUCUACAAUUUUGCAACCAACUUUGAUAUCGAAUACCUCAAGCAUGAAAUCACAAAUUGGAGCUAUGGUUCAGCCAUCUUUUAUUUGGGUAUUGUAUUGCAAUUGGUUGUGUACUCGUAUGUUCUUCCUGGCGAGGAGAUUGAGGGUGCUCCUCUUCGUGAUGGCACUCGUCUCAAGUACAAGAUCAAUGGCUGGUUCAUGUUCUUGUGGGUUAGGGCUCAUUUUGCUGACAUUGCAUUGUUCUCCAUCUUUGUUUCCUUCUUUGUUUCCAUCUGGGUCUAUCUCCGUAGUUUUGUAGGCGACAAGAUUCUUGCGCUCGGUGGUAACACAGGCAAUUUCAUUUACGAUUUUAUGAUCGGUCGUGAAUUGAACCCUCGCAUUGGAAAGUUUGACAUCAAGUUCUUUACAGAGUUGAGACCGGGAUUGAUCAUGUGGUUGUGUCUGAACAUUUGCUUUGGUAUUUGUCAAUGGGUUGAGUUGGGAAGAGUGACCUACUCUAUGAUCCUUGUUAUCGUGUUCCAGGCUUGGUACAUUAUUGAUGCAUUGAUCAACGAGUCCUCCAUUUUGACCACUAUGGACAUCACUACGGAUGGGUUUGGUUUUAUGCUAGCAUUCGGUAAUCUCUGCUGGGUGCCCAUGAUGUACAGUCUGCAAGCUCGUUACCUUGCAGACAAUCCAGUCGAUUUAAGCGUUCCUCAUUUGGUUGCUAUUGUCGCUCUUCAGCUUUUGGGUUACUACAUUUUCAGAUCUGCCAAUUCUCAAAAGGAUGCUUUCCGUAGAGAUCCCAAAGAUCCUAAAGUUGCAGAUCUCGAGUAUAUUGAAACCAAAGCAGGCACUCGUUUGAUCACAUCUAGCUGGUGGGGUAAGGCUAGACACAUCAACUAUUUGGGUGAUUGGUUGAUGUCAGUAGCUUGGUGUUUGCCUUGUGGAUUUGGAUCCAUCAUUCCCUACUUUUACUGUAUCUAUUUUGCCAUUCUUUUGGUGCAUCGUGAGCGUCGUGAUGAACACAAAUGUCGUCAAAAGUAUGGCGCUGACUGGGAACGCUAUUGUUCCAUUGUUAAAUAUCGCAUCAUUCCCGGCAUUUACUAA
Mucor velutinosus is the source of this 1464-nucleotide messenger RNA. Its product is annotated as low affinity potassium transporter. Bases 1 to 1464 code for a protein of 487 amino acids. The record is from RefSeq and is a predicted model, not a curated record. Gene Ontology annotation, cellular component: endoplasmic reticulum membrane. The transcript is spliced from 5 exons. Gene Ontology annotation, biological process: ergosterol biosynthetic process. Lineage: Eukaryota; Fungi; Mucoromycota; Mucoromycetes; Mucorales; Mucoraceae. Gene Ontology annotation, molecular function: Delta14-sterol reductase activity.